Messenger RNA from Clonostachys byssicola, 945 nucleotides. The record is from the annotation of a GenBank genome assembly. Lineage: Eukaryota; Fungi; Ascomycota; Sordariomycetes; Hypocreales; Bionectriaceae.
AUGGCGUUCCAAGGGCCAAUUCGCCGUGUCGCAGCUCGAGCUACGUCAGCUCACAAAGCCCACCUCCGCUCCUUCGCAUCAGCCGCCCGCCGCGCCCAGGAUCUGCAGAGGCGCGCCGUCGUGGGCAGCUUCCUCCUCAGACGAGAUCCAGAUGGCGUCCCAGAGAUAGCCCUCUUCCGCCGCACCAACAAAGUCAACACCUACCAACACAAAUAUGCCACCAUCUCCGGCGGCAUCGAACCAUCCGACCCAUCCCCCCUCGCCGCCGCCAAGCGCGAGCUCAGAGAGGAGACGACCCUCGACGCCGACUCGGACCUGCGCUUCCUCUGCCGCGGGGUACCCUACUCCUUCGUCGACCGCAGAGCAAACUACGAGUGGUCCGUCCACCCGUUCGCGUUCAGCCUAACCCCGGGUGCGGAGUCGUCCAUCCGCCUCGGGUUCGAGCACGAGAGCUACAAGUGGUUUCCGGCGGACAGGGUCCCCGUCCCUGAGCUCGCGGCGGGGCUUGUCGAGAGUCUGCGGCGCGUCUGGCCUGAGGGGCCGCUGGGCCGGGUCGGGGCGCUGUCGCAGUUCGUUCUCCGGGAGGAUGACGAUACUAACGGCAGCGUCGAUGCGGCGUGGGGUGCGUUUGCGCAGGCGGCGGGGGAGAGGCUGGCGGAGGGGAGGGAGGAGUGGUGGCGGCUGGUGAGGCUGGCUGGGUGGCACGUGUGGAAUAACAGCGAUGCGGCGGUCAAGGGGGAGGUGCUUGGGAGGGUGGUGCCUGCGCUUGAGGUUGUUCGGACGCUGGUGGAGGGGCAGGGUAAGGUUCUGGAGGAGGGGUUCGAGAAGCUGGUGGCGAGAGAGCUGGAGAGUGUCAGAUUGGGGAGGGAGGAGGAUGGGAAGGUUGCUGAGCUGGCGGAUCGGCUGUUUGGUGAUCUGUGGGAGGUGCCUAGGGAGGUGAGGUAG